Sander lucioperca (pikeperch) is the source of this 2080-nucleotide messenger RNA. It is a transcript of the gene fah, whose product is annotated as fumarylacetoacetate hydrolase (fumarylacetoacetase). Gene Ontology annotation, biological process: homogentisate catabolic process; L-phenylalanine catabolic process; L-tyrosine catabolic process. Gene Ontology annotation, molecular function: fumarylacetoacetase activity. The coding region runs from base 109 to 1365 and encodes 418 amino acids. Lineage: Eukaryota; Metazoa; Chordata; Actinopteri; Perciformes; Percidae. The transcript has 14 exons. The record is from RefSeq and is a predicted model, not a curated record.
UUGGCCCUACAGUGGGAGGCGGGCCUGUCCAAAGUUUCACAUCUGGAAGUGCUUGCUGCUGCUCAGUCGCUCAGUUAGGUUGAGUGGAAUAACACCGGCAAAGAGAAGAUGUCCUUCAUAAAAGUAGAUGCAUCGUCUGAUUUCUCUUUCCACAACCUCCCUUAUGGAAUAUUCUCCACGCCUGAUAAUCCCAAAUGUCGCAUUGGAGUUGCCAUUGGAGACCAGAUACUGGACCUCAGUGUGAUAAAGUCUUUGUUUCGAGGGCCUGUGAUUUCCAAACAUCAAGAUGUGUUUGACCAGCCCACGUUGAAUGAUUUCAUGGCUCUUGGUUAUGAGGCCUGGAGGGAGGCCAGGAGGACCUUGCAGGGCUUGCUGUCAGCCAAUGAGAGCACACUGAGAGAUGAUGUCAGCCUUCGGAGCAGAGCAUUUGUCCACCAGAGCACAGCCAUCAUGCACCUUCCUGCAGACAUUGGCGAUUACACCGACUUCUACUCGUCCAAAGAUCACGCCACCAACGUUGGCAUCAUGUUCCGGGGGAAGGAGAAUGCUCUGAUGCCAAACUGGUUGAGGCUUCCAGUGGGAUACCAUGGUAGAGCAUCAUCAGUGGUUGUUUCUGGGACCCCCAUCCGUCGCCCCUCAGGCCAGAUGAGACCUGACCAGACAAAACCUCCAGUGUUUGGCCCAUCUAAACAGUUGGACAUCGAGCUGGAGAUGGCCUUCUUUGUUGGAGGAGGGAAUCAGCUCGGGGAGCCUAUUCCCAUCAAGAAAGCUCAUGAACACAUCUUUGGCAUGGUACUCAUGAAUGACUGGAGUGCCAGGGACAUCCAGGCGUGGGAGUAUGUUCCUCUUGGUCCUUUCCUGGGAAAGAACUUCGGGACAACCAUCUCACCCUGGGUCAUCCCAAUGGAAGCACUGUUACCCUUUGCAGAGCCCAACUCCAUCCAGGAUCCAGAGCCUCUCCCCUACCUGCAACACCCUGAUGCUUUCACGUUCAACAUUAACCUGUUUGUGUCACUCAAAGGACAGGACAUGGUAGAGGCAGCAACCAUCAGCAAGUCCAACUUUAAGUACAUGUACUGGACCAUGAAGCAGCAGCUCGCCCAUCACACAGUCAACGGUUGCAACGUCAGACCAGGAGACCUGCUGGCUUCUGGUACCAUCAGUGGACCUGAUCCAGAGAGUUUUGGCUCCAUGCUGGAGCUGUCAUGGAGGGGAUCUAAGAACAUCGAUCUGGGAGGAGGAGAAACCAGAACCUUUCUGAAGGAUGGAGAUGAAGUUACCAUCACAGGUUAUUGUCAAGGAGAUGGAUACAGGGUGGGCUUCGGAACCUGCAUGGGAACCAUUCUCCCUGCCUUGCAGCAAUGAAACACGCUCACUGUUUUUUAAUGUAGGUGGGAAUCUUUUUGUGGAGCGUAAAUACUGGAAGACACAAAUGUACACGCCUACAGUAUCUCACCCACAUUUUAACCAUUUAUUUAUGUCCACAUGAAGAAAAUGGUACAGGGACACAAAUAUUACGGAUGCAGUACAAUACAUACGCAAACUCAUGGACCAGUGGCAUGCAGCAGGUCUACACACACACACACACACACACACACACACACACACACACACACACACACAUACACACACACACACACACACACACACGCACACACACACACACAAACUUUCUCUUAAAAUUGUGUUUCCAGCUUUAUAAUUGAUGAGUUUUUCUUAGAUUCCACUGUAGUCUCAGAGCUCUGUAGAGUUGUACAGUGACCUUGUUAUAGAAAUCUUCUGCAGUAUCAUCCAGCUGAGGGAUGCUCCCACAUCCAAUCCACAGUGUUACUGCUAUACCAGGAUCAGUGUUAUUGAUGUUGUAUAUGUGUUGGCUCCUGAUUUAUAAUGAAAAUCAUCAAUUUUUAAUCUCAGUGUCUGUCUUUUGUUUUUCUGUCGACUCACUGGGCCCAUCAGAUGGCUGUGGUCUAAUCACAGCUGCAUUCAGAAUUUUUUUCUGAAAUGACUUACUCAUUUUGUGACAUAUUUGUUAUUAAUUUAAAGUAUAAGCCUGGUAAUAUUCUAAUUUCCUUUUUCUUAU